AUGGCUCGAACCAAAGAGUCAGCACGCAAAAAUGCCUCUCCCUGUACACCACCCUCUUCAUCUUCUUCAUACCAAUCCAUAGAGCGUUCACCCUCUCCACCACCUCGCCCAACACCACCACACACCUCUUCUGCCUCUCCCUCUUCUAAAACUAGUCAAGAAGUUCUCAACCUUAUUCCUAUGUCUACCUUUCUUCCACCACUAUACACUCGCCCUACACCAAACUUCGCUCAAGUGCCUCCUCAUCUACGCAUUAGAAUCACUCCUCCACGAUGCUCCAUGCGAGUCCAAUUUGGAAUUGGUACUUCGAAAUCAAAGAACCCUAAACCACAUUAUUUCAUCAUUUCAGACUCUAAGAGUGAUGACUCUUCUGAUUCGUGCCCCCCAGUAGCAAAAUCACCAACACAACCUGAACCACAAAUAAAAACGACGCCUACAGCAACAACACCACCACCACAAAAUCCAUCAACAACUACUAAACCUUCGACACCCUUAAAAUCUGCCUUCUCCUCUGAACCGUCGCACUCAACUCCUCCCCAUCAAAAACGGAGAUCGAUCAAUGACAUCGUUUCCCCUCCUACAAAUCAAAAAGAACCUCUCUCUCAACCAAAACCACAAACUAAAAACAUGAAAACAAAAAACACAAUGACUAUUGCUCAAUUUCUUGCUCAUGGCAAUGUUGUUCAGCACCAUACUGAUGUUCUUGGCUGGACAUCAUUCUUAAAGAUCUCUGAAUCUUAUUUCCCAGAUGUUGUCCGCGCAUUCUACUGCAAUGCCAAAACAUUUGCUGACAAAUAUCUAUUUAUCUCAACAAUUAAGGGAGUAGAAAUCAAAUUGACUCUAGACAUUUUGGCCACCAUUCUUCAACUACCAACAGAAGGGCCAUCUGUUUUUGGUGACCAAUGGUAUUCGGCUUUGGGUCUUGGAAAGACAGAAGUUUUGGCCGAUUUGUUUGAAGAAGACUCCACACGUUUUUUGGCCACUUAUCUAAAGCCUUUUCCCAAGGUAUUCAACAACAUGUGCCAACAUACCUUGAUUCCACACUGUGGAAGUCAUGAGUAUGUAUCUGAUAAUGACGCCUUGCUCAUUCAUCAUCUUUUAAACUGCAAGCGAUUGAAUCUACCCUAUGUCAUUCUCCAGCACAUGAUCUGUGCAGCCAAAAAAGAUUACAAAAAGAAUAUUGUGCCUUAUGGCUUGGUCCUGACUAAAAUCUUCAGGCAUUUUGGAGUCUCUCUUGGAUCUGAAACAUCUAUGAUAAAAAUCUCCAAAUUCUCCACCAAGAAUCUGUCUCACAUGCGUAAAACUUCUUCUGCUCCCACACCCACUCCUCCAUCUUGUCCCACUUCUCUAAAAAGGAAAUGA
Molecule: messenger RNA, 1362 nt
Organism: Cicer arietinum (chickpea)
Lineage: Eukaryota; Viridiplantae; Streptophyta; Magnoliopsida; Fabales; Fabaceae
Source: RefSeq, a predicted model, not a curated record